This is a messenger RNA of Austrofundulus limnaeus, 2697 nucleotides long. It is a transcript of the gene wdr93, whose product is annotated as WD repeat domain 93. Bases 45 to 1793 code for a protein of 582 amino acids. Gene Ontology annotation, biological process: electron transport chain. The transcript has 16 exons. Gene Ontology annotation, molecular function: protein binding. Lineage: Eukaryota; Metazoa; Chordata; Actinopteri; Cyprinodontiformes; Rivulidae. The record is from RefSeq and is a predicted model, not a curated record. Gene Ontology annotation, cellular component: respiratory chain complex I.
CUUCGCUCAGGAUUCGACGCACAUUUUCUCCAGGGAAACUGAAAAUGACAGCAGUGAACUCCAGAGAAACGCCUCUGAUGGAGCUGUCUGCUGUGGCUCAGCAGCUUCCAGAAAACACGAACUGCCUGGCGUGUUCAGAGGACGGCAGGUACCUCGUUCUGGGUCACUCCCGUGGCCUUUCUGUGUGGUGCGCUUCGUCUUUCACCCGUGUAGCUGAGAGGCUGCAAGACAGGCUGGAAAUAACUCUCAUCCAGAUGACCAGGAUGGCUGAGAGGACGUACCUGCUUGGCACUGUUGAUGAUAUGGGUGUUGCCAGAGUGUUUGCACUUUAUUCAAAUGGCAUCCACCUUCUCAGUGUCAUCAACGUUAUGGAAGACGUCAACAAACGAAGCAUUUGUUUGACGUUUGAGCUAUAUGAGGGGGGGCGUUACGGAGCUGCGUCAUUCAGCUGCAACAGUGCCGCGUGGCUCAAGGUCCUGCAGUUUCCUUUAGCAGCGUGGCUGAAAGAGUUAGAGACGGCAACAUCACAAAAACAGCCUCAGGACCAAAACGUAUCUGAAGAAAUGGGUGUCAAAUGGUCUCCGGUGACAGUGAUGAACAAAAUCACCCCUUAUGAAGUCCCAUCAGGGAGAACAGGGAACAAUCCACUCGGGCCCGGCCGUACAUCGGACUACUUCACACACUGCUUGGCUCUGGACGUCAUCAGAGGCAGCAGCCAUCAGAGAGGGAAGUUAUCUUUCUGUGCAGAUGCUGGUCAAACAAAGGAGACACGUGGAAGCUCAAGGAGUUGUACUUCACACUUUCUCCUGCCUUGUGGAGGGUUUUCUGGUGUCAGUAAAGCAGAUUUUCAGUCAGGUUUGCCUGUUGCUGUUGCUGUGUGGUGGACUGGGAGCCAUAAUCUCCUCCAGUAUUCACUCCAAAACGCUCCAAAGAACAAACCAGAUAUGGCACCCCUACCAGACGUUCUGUGGCCGAAUGCGAAGGAAAUUGUCUGCUCGUCUGUCAGCAGGUGCACCCGGUACAUAGGUCUUGGGCUUGAAGAUGCUGUGGUGUGUAUCUGGGACAGGCGAUCCGGAGCACCACUUAACAUCGUCUCAGUGCCAGCAGAAAACAGCGCCCUCCUCAGGAUGGAGAUAGAGACUAACUGGACCACAUCAGUUCACAAGCCUCAGGUUUUCACUGCAGAACCUGUCCAGGUUUUGGUGUUGUGUAAAAAUGGAGUCAUUUACACGAUCGAUGCCGGACAAUGGGUGGAGUCCUGUUCCGUGCAGCUCACUGAAAGGCCCAAAGACAGCAGAGAUCUCCCAACUGUCAUUAUGUCAGUGCCUUUUCUAAGAGCUGUGAUGCUCGUGGUUCAAAGAAAUGGAAAAAUGUUCCUCCAAGAUGUCAUCAACAAAACCACGGUGUGUUCCUUGACUCCUCCUGUAUCCCAUCGAAUCGCUUCUCCCUGCAGCCCUGUUUACGCACUGAACACCAAACAGCAAGUCCUUUUCAUACGAGGCGACCAGGAAACCAGCUGCAGUGAUCCUUCAAACAAAAGCYGCCAGAUUCAGCUGUUUGUUUUCAGGUUUGAGCAGUCUGAAAUCAUCCGGCGGUAUGUUGUUUCACAGCCAGACUCCCCUCAACAAUCAACACUCUGCUGUCAUACUCUGGAGGAAACCCUCAAUCUCUACCUUCAGCAGAGACUGCUGUCUGUGGAUGAGAGGAAGAAAAWUUUAGAACAAACAUGGAAGAGACUACAGGAAACUGCAGCGACGAUGCAACGAUCGCAAGGCCACGAGCAUCUGAACUGAGAGAAAAGACUGGUUCUGCAGAGGUACUACAGAAUAUAUUGAUUUAARUGGUUUUAGUAUCUUUUAGAGAAACAAGUCUGAUUUAAAUUCAGAAUUUUUUCCAAGUAUCAUAGUUUAACGCGGUGCAGACCAGUACGUGUUUAAACAGGAAACUGCUGCUGUUAUUGAAUUUGUAAUAUCAGGUUCAUCUUCACCUCACCAUCAGAUUGUGCUGCAGCGUCUCGGAGGAAUAUUAACAGACGCAGGUUUUAAUAUGAGGCCUCAUUUGAAUUUAUAAUAAAUGUUCAUAAAGCUCUACAGAGAGCCGCUGCCAAAGGCUCCUUUAUCUUUAAAGUGAUAUGAGGGUGUUUUAUUCAGAGCACUCCGUGUUUACUGUCAGCUUCAUUAAAAUUUAGCUUCCGCUGAAGCCAGACAUAAACUGUUUUGAACUGUGAGCUUAUUUUGUUAGAAACAAACAGAUGAAUUUAUUAAAGUGGUAAAUACAUUUCAGUAACACAUAUCAACCAUUUUCCUAUUUCCUGUUGCUAAGGAGUAAAGGAUGGGAGCUCAGGUGGUUUUUCAGUGUAUCUGAUCAGUUGGCUCAGCUCAAAACGUCAAACAAAUAGCUGGUUUAUCAGUUUUUCAGUUAAACUAAUAUCUCUGUGGGCUGCAGCUGCUGGCGACCGGUCGAUGGGCGUCAUUUGUUAGAGUCUCCAGAUCGACCCGCAGCGUUCCGUUCGUAGUGGUUCUCGGUUUGUGAGUCGCAAAGCCUCACAAACUUGUUGAUUUGUGUUUGAACGUGUUUAAAAUAAUUUGUGUAGUUUGUUUUUUCUCAAAAAAGUGCCGCCAUUGCCCAUUCUGGGCAUCUUCAACCUGCACAAAGUGUUGAUACUAAAUAAUAUGAAAUAAAAGUUUGGUUCAAAUC